AUGUACUCGCCGGAGAAGAUGAAGUCCGGUGGGGGUCUCAUGGCACCCCCGGGCUGCUUCCCUGGUCGGUACAGCCCAACGUACCGCACCUCUGACCCGCGGCGAUGUGUACCCAACCCUUCGAGUCGAAUACUCGAAGACGCAUCGUUGAUGUGCAAUUCCUGGUCACCAAGACAUAACGGUGACAUAUUCAGUGGUCUCAAUGACGGACUGUUGAGUAGAGCGGAAGCACUAGCAGCAGUGGACAUCAGCAAGCAUCAAUCAGGUCCUCAGCCUGGACCUCCGCUACCGCAACUCAAGCAUGAUAUGGUCUAUCACCACGGAGUUGGUGGUCCUCCUCCGCAUAACACCCGACCGCAUCAGCCUUUCUUCUCGCAGAUGGGACACCAUGGCAUGGAGGGAUUAGACAUGCUUGAACCCGGAUCUGCAACAUCUAUGACGACCCUUGCUCCGAUGGGAGAAGGAGCACCACCACAUCACCAAUUACACGGCUACGGUGCCAUGAAUCACGUUAUGAAUCAUCACCAUCACACAGGUGGCCUGGCUCAUGCUCCACCAGCACAUUUAGUACACCCCGGUGCUGCAUUGCAUCCUGAUACUGAUACAGACCCGCGCGAGCUUGAAGCUUUUGCUGAAAGAUUUAAACAGCGUCGUAUUAAACUUGGCGUAACGCAAGCUGACGUUGGCAAAGCUUUAGCUAACUUAAAGCUACCUGGUGUUGGUGCACUAUCACAAAGUACAAUAUGUAGAUUUGAAAGUUUAACGCUGAGUCACAAUAACAUGAUAGCCUUAAAACCUAUACUACAAGCUUGGUUAGAGGAGGCUGAAGCCCAAGCAAAAAAUAAGAGAAGAGAUCCGGAUGCCCCGAGUGUCUUACCGGCCGGUGAAAAGAAGCGAAAGAGAACAUCUAUAGCCGCGCCAGAAAAGAGAAGCCUCGAAGCGUAUUUUGCCGUACAACCGAGACCAUCUGGUGAGAAAAUAGCAGCUAUUGCGGAAAAGUUAGAUCUUAAAAAGAACGUCGUCCGAGUUUGGUUCUGUAAUCAACGGCAAAAACAGAAACGUAUGAAGUUCGCAGCCCAACACUGA
This is a messenger RNA of Pieris brassicae (large cabbage white), 1086 nucleotides long. It is a transcript of the gene acj6, whose product is annotated as inhibitory POU protein. Gene Ontology annotation, molecular function: RNA polymerase II cis-regulatory region sequence-specific DNA binding; DNA-binding transcription factor activity, RNA polymerase II-specific. Gene Ontology annotation, biological process: regulation of transcription by RNA polymerase II. Bases 1 to 1086 code for a protein of 361 amino acids. Lineage: Eukaryota; Metazoa; Arthropoda; Insecta; Lepidoptera; Pieridae. The record is from RefSeq and is a predicted model, not a curated record. The transcript is spliced from 4 exons.